AUGACUGAGGAUAAGAAGUUAUUAAAAUCAAAAUUUGAGCCUUUCUCUAUCGAGCCUUUUUUCAGCGGUGGAAAAGCUUCCAUUUCAGCUGAUGGGAUUAUCCUUGCCACUACAGAUGAUUCAGAAGUUGUUGUUACUAAUUUUGAAACUGGUAAGAGAAUUGGUAGAAUUCGGGGAGAUGGAGAAUCUAUAACUACACUUGAUAUCACCCCAGAUGGAUCUUAUUUGAUAACAUGUUCUAGAUCUUUACAAAUGAAAACAUAUAAACUACCCAGUUGCGAGUUACUACGAACUACAAAGGCUCAUGAAUCACCAGUAAUUGUAAUGUGUGUUGAUUCAACUUCGACUUUGGUUGCUACAGGAGGGGCUGAAGGAUCGGUGAAAGUAUGGGAUAUAGAAGGCGGGUAUGUAACGCAUAGUUUUCGUGGACAUGCUGGUAUGAUUAGCGCUCUUAAAUUUUGGGGAAAUCAAGGAUCUAGUAAGUGGUUUUUAGCCUCUGCUUCUGACCAAGACAAUAAAAUCCGUGUUUGGGAUUUAGUUAAGCGAAAGGGAAUAGCAUUAUUUGAAAACCAUGAUUCUGUUAUUAGAGCUUUAGAUUUUUCGGAAGACGGAGAAACGUUAAUAUCUGGUGGACGGGAUAAAGUUAUUAAUUUGUGGGAUAUGUCAAAGUUAAGGCUUCUAACUACUAUUCCAAUUAUGGAUACAGUAGAAACCGCUGGAUUUCUCAAACCUGGGAUUUUGACUGAUGACAAAACGGAACAGAUAAUAUUUGCUGGUGGAGAAAAAGGAGAAACAAGCUUAUGGAGUUUAAAACGAAUGAGAAGAAUUGCAAUUUCUCCUCAUAGGCAAAAAAACACAACAGAAGAAACUUCGAUCACAGAAAUAAUUUACAAACCUGGUAUUGACUUAUUCAUUUCAGUUCUUUCGGAUGAAACCUUUCUUCAACUUUCGCUCGAGUCUUUAGAUUUAAAUGUAAUUCGAAGAAUCGGUGGAAAUCAUGGACAAAUUAUAGAUUGCACUUUUGUUGGUGAUAAUGAUCAGUGUUUAGCAAUUGCAACAAAUUCUCCAGAAGUUCGAAUCAUAAGACAGGAAUCUUUGGACCAUUCUGUUUUAGCAGCUCAUACAGGGAUUGUAAUGUCUAUUGAUAGAUCUUUUGAUGGACUUUGGCUUGGAACCGCUAGCAAGGACAAACAUGCUAGACUAUGGGAUCUUAGUGAAAUACUUAAUGGAAACAAAGAUAUGUUGGAGGAUAGUUUUACAAUAUUUUCAGGUCAUCUCGAUUCUGUGGGAGCAAUAGCGUUACCAAGAACACCAACAAUAAGGGAUAACCAAUCUAGUGUUCCGCCCCCGAGCUUUGUCAUUACAGGAUCACAAGACUUGACUGUCAAAAGAUGGUCAGUUCCAAGAAAAAGAGGUGAAAUUGCGAAAGCUAUAUAUACUAGAAAAGCUCACGAUAAAGAUAUUAACGCUAUUGAUGUUUCACCAGAUAACAAGAUGUUUUCUACUGCAAGUCAAGAUCGAACUGCAAAGGUAUGGGAUCUUGAAACUGGAGAAAUUAUUGCAAAACUUUCGGGUCAUAAAAGAGGUGUGUGGUGUGUCAAGUUUAGUCCUUAUGAAAAAAUCAUUGCCACAGGCAGCGGCGACAUGCAUAUAAAAAUUUGGAGUUUGGGCGAUUUUAGUGUGUUGAAAACUUUUGAGGGACACACGAAUUCAGUUUUAAAUUUAUCAUUUUUGACAUUUGGUGAGCAACUUGCUAGUUCAGGUGCAGAUAAUUUAGUUAAAGUUUGGGAUAUUAAAACGGGCGAAUGUAAUGCUACCCUUGAUUAUCACAAAGAAAAAGUAUGGUGUCUUGCUUUAUCUGACGACGACAAAACUUUGGUUUCCGGUGGUGGCGACGGGAUCAUUACUUUUUGGACUGAUGUUACUGAAAAAAAAAUUCAAGAAGAACGAAAUAACCAAAAUGAGCUUAUAAUGAAACAACAGCAAUUGGAUAAUUAUGUUUUAAUGAAAGACUGGAAAAAUGCCAUUGUGUUAGCUCUUUCUCUAGACCAACCUUAUCAAGCUUUAAAGCUUUUCACGCAGAUUCUUGAGAAUACCUCUGAACCAAAUAGUAUUACUGGAUUAAUAGCAGUAGAUAAGGCUAUUGCAACACUUAGUGACAAUGAACUUCUAAAAAAACUUCUUCUCAGAGUUCGCAAUUGGAAUACCAAUGGUCAAACAUCACUUGUCGCUCAAGCUAUUUUGAGCACUAUAUUAUGUUAUUACGGUAUCGACGAAUUGUGUGCUAUUGACGGUGUCUCUAAUCUUAUUGAAGGAUUGAUACCUUAUAGUGAAAAGCAUUUGAUUCGAACUAACGAAAUGAUUGAAGAAAGUUAUAUUGUUGAUUAUGUUUUAGAGAUGAUGGACUCGAUUUAG
Molecule: messenger RNA, 2415 nt
Organism: Magnusiomyces paraingens
Lineage: Eukaryota; Fungi; Ascomycota; Dipodascomycetes; Dipodascales; Dipodascaceae
Exons: 2
Coding region: 1-2415 (804 amino acids)
Biological process (GO): endonucleolytic cleavage to generate mature 5'-end of SSU-rRNA from (SSU-rRNA, 5.8S rRNA, LSU-rRNA); endonucleolytic cleavage in 5'-ETS of tricistronic rRNA transcript (SSU-rRNA, 5.8S rRNA, LSU-rRNA)
Cellular component (GO): 90S preribosome; small-subunit processome; nucleolus
Molecular function (GO): protein binding; U3 snoRNA binding
Source: RefSeq, a predicted model, not a curated record